This is a messenger RNA of Pollicipes pollicipes, 2660 nucleotides long. RefSeq names its product conserved oligomeric Golgi complex subunit 8 (gene Cog8). The record is from RefSeq and is a predicted model, not a curated record. NCBI's taxonomy places the organism in Eukaryota, Metazoa, Arthropoda, Thecostraca, Pollicipedomorpha, Pollicipedidae. The transcript has 12 exons. Bases 210 to 2339 code for a protein of 709 amino acids. Gene Ontology annotation, cellular component: COG complex. Gene Ontology annotation, biological process: intra-Golgi vesicle-mediated transport.
GUUUCAUGACGUUCCAUCUGAUUCCGUCCGGUGUGGCCCGGCUCCAUUGCAUUCUGUGUCGUCCCGUUCCAUUCCACCUAGUUACUUUCGGUCAUUGUUCGCCAAUUAUUGACUGCACAUGCGACGGAGGCGCCAAUGUGUCACUUGUGGACUUGCCGGGCAUUCAGGAUUGAGACCACUGUGCUGCCGACCUGAACUGAGCAAGCAUAAUGAUGAAUGAGAGCAACAGAGAACUGCUUAACAGACUUUUUCCUGGUCAAGAAAAAGACCUGGAGAAUGAUGUUGACGUCAACAACUACUUGGCCCAAAUCAGCACAUUUGGUGUUGAAAAGCUACGUACUGAGGGUGUGCGCAUCCAGGAGGAGAUGGCACACACUCUGCAGCAGACUCAGGACUUGGCCUUUCAGAACUACAAGACGUUCGUGGAGACAGCCGAGUGUUCGUCAGCCGUGCUCCGCGAGUUCACGUCUGUAGAGGAGCGUCUGGACCGGCUGCUGGCCGAGCUGCCCGAGUUCGCCGGCCGCUGCGCCGAGUUUGGUCGGCGCGGCGCGGAGAUCCAGGCUCGCCGCCGGCUCAACUCGACCACGCUGACCAAGCACACCGAGCUGCUGGAGGUGCUGGAGCUGCCGCAGCUCAUGGACACGGGCGUCCGUAACGGCUACUACGACCAGGCCAUGGAGCUGGUCACGCACGUGCGCAGCCUCGAGAAGAAGCACGGCCACAUACGGCUGGUAGAGGGUAUCGUUGCUGACGUCCAGCUGGCGUAUCGUUCGAUGCUGACCCAGCUGGUGUCGCAGCUGCGAACCAACAUUCAGCUGCCGCAGUGCCUGAAAGUGAUCGGCCACCUGCGGCGCAUGGAGGUGUUCACCGAGUUUGAGCUGCGGCUCAAGUUUCUGCAGGCGCGCAACGCCUGGUUGGACGAGCAGCUGAGCAACAUCAGCCGGGACGACCCGUACCACCACAUCUCGAAGACGAUCGAGGUCAGCCGCGUGAGCCUGUUCGACAUCGUAACCCAGUACCGGGCUGUGUUCAGCGACGAAAGCGCCCUGCUGCAGGCGGGCGCCGAUGAGGCGGCGCCCGCCAUCUUCUACGAGUGGAUCAACCUCAAGGUGGACCAGUUUGUGCGCACGCUGCGCCAGGACCUGGCGCGCGGCGUGGGCUCGCGGCUGGACUCACUGCUCUCCCAGACCAUGUACUUCGGCCUGAGCCUGGCUCGCGUGGGCGCCGACCUGCGCCCGCUGGCGGCGCCGCUCUUCCAGCAGGCGGCGCUGGCGCAGUUCCAGCGCACUUUGGACGCCGCCACCGCCCGCUUUCGCCAGUACAUGGACGCCUUCACAUGCAUGAAGGCCCGUGUCACGGCCAGCCCCGCCGCCUUGGAGCCACCCUCCGCCGCUCAGGACCCGCUGCAGCCGCCAGCCUCGCUGCUCGACUACCUGCCGCUGGCGCACUACUGCAACGGCGCGCUGGCCGCCUUCAACGAGCUACGCCUGUGCCCGGCGCUGGGGCUGGUGCACGAGGUGGCGGCGCUGCUGAGGGACAGCCUGGCCGCCGUCGUCGGACGCGUGGUCGACCUCUAUCACACGGACAGCCAGGGCCUGACGGAGGCCGAGCGGCGUAACUACAGCCGCUUCUGUCGGUGCCUGGCGCGUGACCUGGUGCCGUACCUGAGCCGCUGCCUGGCGGCCGUGUUCCCGGCCGACCAGCUGGCGCCGGCGCUGGGGCUCUCCGCCGCUGCGCUCACCAAACGGGGCAUCGGCUCUCUGGAUGUGCCGGUGCUGGUCGGGCCGCUGCAGGAGUUCCUGUCGGAGCCAGCCGAGGUCCCGGCGACCGCGGCGUCGGCCGCCGCGCCCACCGUCCCGGCGCCUGCCGUCCCAGCGCCUGCCGACGCAGGGGCCGCCGCGUCCAGCGCGGCGCUGGAGUCGGCGGCAGACCCAGCCGAAGCGGCGCACACAGCUGGGCCGAGCGCCCAGUCCCCGCCAGGCGGUCACGAGCAGGCGGCCGGCGUCGGCGCCGCGGGACACGGGAGCGGCGCCGAGGUCACGCCCCCCGCAGACGGCGCCGCUGAGGGGGAAGCGGCGGCUCGACCUGCCGACGGAGGGGUUCUGCCUGCGGCUUCUGGCGCUCCUGAGGAGGCGCCCGAGGUCACGCCGCUAACUUCCGAGCCGUCUGAGCCGGCUGGUGAGGCGGCUCCGGAGGGGAACCAUGCGCCGUCGGCGGCCGAGGUCGAUCCGGUCGGGCCCGCAGACCUGCACACGGACGCUUCGCUUCUUCGCGAGGCGCUAGAUGACGACGACCCGGGCCUGGUGAUGACGGCACCCCAGCGACCGCCGCAGCUAUAGUCGGCCCGGCCAGGAGCGGGGGACGCAGACGCCCAGCGACCAGGAGGACAUAGCCGUCGGCAGCCAGAUAUCAGCAAGGCGGUGAAUUGCCGCGCUAUGAAUUUUCUUGAGCAUGAUCCAGCCGCACCCGUCUCCGUGCUUUGCAGCAGUAUGAGGGAUGGUUGUUGUGCUUUACUUUUAUGUACUGAGUGCUUGAAGAACCACCUUGUGGUGCUUACAUAUUUCCAGUUCUGCCAACAGCGUGAGGGGCUUGUUACUUUGUUAAUGCACCUACCUUUCUGUGAGGGAUGAACAUUGUAUGUGUAUGAAUAUAUGCGUGUU